CAUAGCGCAUUUCACAAACAAUUGUCACAAACAAUUGGUUUGCAAAAUUUUGGGGAAAAAAAUUAAUGUUAAACUCAUCCUACAGCUAUAGCUACAUAAUGUAAUGCCUAUGUCAAAAACUUGAUUUUACAGCGAAAUCUGGAUUACCACCCUGAUCAAUCACAAAGAAAAGCCAAAGAAGUCGGAGAAGACCCUGCGGGCCAUCCACAGGGUAGGCCAGGCUGUGAACGUGGCGGUGGGCCGGUUUGUCACUGUGGGCGAGGCCAUCGCGUCAGAGAACGAAGAGCUGAAGGAGGAGAUGAGCCUGGCCUGCUUCGAGGCACGGCGUGCAGGAGACGCCAUCGCGCAGCUCACAGACGCCCUGAGCCCAGAGCAGCCGGAGUCGGACGGGCGGAUCACCGUCUUCAGCGACAAGACCAGCAUGGUGAAGGCUGCCCGGAUGCUGCUCUCCUCCGUCACCAAAGUGCUGGUGCUGGCCGACCGCAUCGUCAUCAAGCAGAUCAUCACCUCGCGCAACAAGGUACUGGCCACCCUGGAGCAGCUGGAGCGCGUGGUCAGCUUCCAGGAGUUUGUGCAGAUCUUCAGCCAGUUCGGCAACGAGAUGGUGGAGUUCGCGCACCUGACCGGAGACCGCCAAAACGACUUGAAGGACGAGAAGAAGAAGGCCAGAAUGGCAGCUGCUCGAGCCGUGCUGGAGAAAUGUACCAUGAUGCUCCUCACUGCUUCGAAGACGUGCCUCAGGCACCCCGACUGUGAGUCGGCGCGCCUCAACAAGGACGCGGUGUUCCAGCGCAUGCGCUGCGCCCUGGAGCAGGUGAUCCAGAUCGUGACCGACACCCGGCCCGGCGGAGACGCCCAGCUGCUGCCCGCCAGCGUCUACGCGGGGAUCAAAGACUUCAAGGGCAAAGUGGAGGGCCUGCGGGAGGCGCUGUACUCUGCGCCCCCCGAGAAUCUGGUUGCCCAGCUGGAGGAGGUGGUGGAGCAGACGGAGGACUUCACCGACUCGGCCUACACCAGCCACGAGAACCGGGAGAGCAUCCUGCAGCGGUGUCACAUGACCAGGCAGGAGCUGGACCAGCUGACUGCCGCCUGGACGCAGGCACAGUCUUUCAAAGCCAAAGAAACCUCAGAGGAGAUGGAGGUGUGCAUUUUGAAGACCUGUCAGAGUGCAAACGAACUCCGAAGAGAGCUCCACAGAGCAGCGGUGGGGCGAGCAGCAGACCUGCUGAAGUACCACGCUGAUCAAACCGUGCUGAAGGCCUUGAAGGCAUCCGGGGAGGAGGGCAACCUGGAGGCGGGGGCCGAGUAUUCCCGAAAACUGACCGAGCAGAAGGAGCAGCUCGUGGAGACCUGUCGACUCCUGCGCCACGUCUCGGGAACGGAGCCCCUGGAGAUCACGUGCAUACACGCCGAAGAGACCUUCCAGGUCAUCGGGCCGCAGAUCAUUUCAGCCGCACAGACGCUGGCCCUCCACCCAUCCAGUAAAAUCGCCAAAGAGAACCUGGAGGUGUUCUGUGAGGCCUGGGAGUCCCAGCUCAACGACAUGGGUGUCCUGCUCCGAGAAAUCAAUGACGUGUUUGAAGGACGAAGAGGAGAUAAGAGAGCAUGCUUGUCACUACCCAGACCAGGAAAACAUUCUGCUAACUUGAAGACAGUAAAGGCGGUGAAGCUUGACGCUGAGGAGCAGACUACAAUCGCCAAGCUUGGGCUGGAGCUUCGCCUGCUGACCUCAGAUGUCGACUCCGAGAGUGAGAAAUGGGAGGACCAGGAGCACGAGAUCAUCCGACAAGCACAGAGCAUGUCCAGCAUGGCUUACUCCAUGUACCUUUUCACCAGAGGGGAGGGUCUUCUGAAGACAACGCUGGAUCUGUUCCAUCAGGCAGAGGUGUUUUCUGAAGAGGGUUGUCAGUUGUCUUCGUCUCUCCAGGCCUUCUCCUCUCAGCUCGGAGACGAUGAGAAGGCCGCUGUCGUGGCGGAGACAGAGAAGCUUGUGGCUUUGUGUCAGCAGCUGCAGCUAACGGGGAGGACGGUCGUGCAGGGGAAGAGUUCUACUUUCCAGAAGGUUGAUGCCUCCAUUCAGAAUGUCAAAAGCAUUAUGGCUGUUGUGGUCUACCUCCUACCCAUUUGCUACAAGCUCAUCAAGAAGUGCAAGUCUGAGCGUAGCAGUAUGGGGUCUCCCCAGGGCUGGGCAGACAAGCAGCUGCCUAUCCCAGUGCAUGACGACUCCCUGGACAACAAGAACGCCAAUGGCUUCGGAAUCAAGUCUCUGGAGCAGCACGUGGCUAACCUCACCUUCCUGGAGAGCAAGUAGCCCAGCAUCAUCGCAGUUGACCUACCUGGCUUUAUGGACUUGGACCCUUCACUGCAGAGCAUCUCCCACCUUUCUCCACCAGGGGGUGGCAUACAGCCUCACUCGCAGGUUUAGUCGCGUUCAACCUAGCCUCAUUUAGUGCCGUUCACACAUCCAUUUAUCUGUGGUACCUUUGUAGUGUUUUUCAGUCACCGCUGCUGAGCACUGAGCAUCAAGCAAAUACAACCAAGAAGAAAGCAUGCAAUCACGGGUGUUUUUAAAAUUACUUUCUAAAAAAAAUAAAAAAAUCUGUGAGCUGAUGAAAGCUUUUUAAUAGGCCCCAGACAUGUUGCUGGUACAGAAGGACCUUUCCCCACAAAUGAGAGGCACCUGGUUAAUCUGGCACUCUUUCCAAUUUCUGAAAAUUGUUGAUAAUAAUGAUUGGAAAUGGGUAUGAAACCCAUCUGUUGGCUUGGCUCAUAUACAUUUUAAUACCAAAAAAGAAAAAUAUUACAAUUUUUUUUUCUUUAUCACAUUUUGGCUGGCUUAGAUUGAAAGCCUAGGGCCAGUGUCUUAAAUACCUCCAUCACAACUGAGUUAAGAAGCACUUUUUAACCGAUUUUAAUGCCUGAAGAAUUUUACUGCUCUUUGAUCGACACAUUUGACUUUAUUUCAAAAAUAUGUAUUGUGAUUUCCCCUUUUCCCUGCACAAAUUGUACUUGCGAGACACAAAAGUAGACCUCCGUACACCCUCUUCCUGUAAGAAGCAUUCCCUUCAGAAAUGUUCUUUCCAACAAAGACCUUAUAGUAUAAGCUGCAGUGGGACCUCUGCAAUGUAUUUUAUGGUACUUGAAGUAUUGAUAAAUUAAUGGAAGUGAUAUUUUGGUACUAACAUUCAAAUGGACAGUGUGAAGACCUAACCAUUCAGAGAAUUCGAAAAGCUGACUGAAUGGACCCAUGAGUUGUAUCUGUGGAACUGCAGAUGUUAGUCUGCAGAAUAUAGUUUUGGACCAUUAAUUGUUUUGACAUCUGAAUGAUUAAUAAACCAACAAAAUGCUAAAUAUACACUAUUUUUUCUUAAAGAA
Messenger RNA from Anguilla rostrata (American eel), 3375 nucleotides. RefSeq names its product catenin (cadherin-associated protein), alpha-like 1 (gene ctnnal1). Gene Ontology annotation, biological process: cell adhesion; Rho protein signal transduction. The transcript is spliced from 19 exons. Gene Ontology annotation, molecular function: cadherin binding; actin filament binding. Lineage: Eukaryota; Metazoa; Chordata; Actinopteri; Anguilliformes; Anguillidae. The record is from RefSeq and is a predicted model, not a curated record. Bases 299 to 2311 code for a protein of 670 amino acids.